GUGCAAGAAUGUGAAAAUGGCAUUAGCCCACAACCGCAUGAAGUUAGUUUAACGCUAUUCGUAAGAAGAUGGUAUCCAGCUAAAAUGGAGUUGGGAAAAUUCGAAGAAAUAACGUUAAAUAAGGAUGACGAGUUGAGGGAAACAUUAUCUAAAUUAUCUGGUAUCGAAACUGAUCACAUUUCAUAUUGUAAAGUGAACAGUUCCUUCCCAUGUACAAAUAUAUCACUAGUGAGUAUUAAUACUAAUAUGAGCUGGACAUCAAUACCGGUGACAAUAGAUAAAUAUCCACUUUCUGCAACGGUUAGUGGUAAUAUUUACUUCUACAAAGAUGCAAUGGAAGAAACAAAAGAACUGUCGUCAGAGGAGCGAUUUGAAUUAUGCGCCAAAGAAAAACAUCGCCUUGAUCGUAUGGGUUGUAUCUCAUCUACAACAUCAUCGUACUCACCCCGCCGUGAACGUGCAUUAAAAAUUUAUCUCGAUUCUCCAAAAACAACAACAACUUCAUCGACAAAUACAACGACAACGGACAGACUUGACUAUUAAAGCUUAAAGUAAAAAAAAAAAAA
Teleopsis dalmanni is the source of this 566-nucleotide messenger RNA. RefSeq names its product ubiquitin carboxyl-terminal hydrolase 47-like. The transcript is spliced from 4 exons. NCBI's taxonomy places the organism in Eukaryota, Metazoa, Arthropoda, Insecta, Diptera, Diopsidae. The record is from RefSeq and is a predicted model, not a curated record. Bases 85 to 543 code for a protein of 152 amino acids.